This is a messenger RNA of Varroa destructor (honeybee mite), 5731 nucleotides long. RefSeq names its product USP6 N-terminal like RN-tre (gene RN-tre). The record is from RefSeq and is a predicted model, not a curated record. Gene Ontology annotation, biological process: regulation of GTPase activity. Gene Ontology annotation, molecular function: GTPase activator activity; small GTPase binding. NCBI's taxonomy places the organism in Eukaryota, Metazoa, Arthropoda, Arachnida, Mesostigmata, Varroidae.
GGUGUCCACGUGCUUCAUCUAGUCACUAACGUCCGCUCGCCUAAAUUCAUGGAGAUGCUUAGUUCCCCGUCCGUCGUUUUGUCAAACAGAGUCGCGGAAUAUCGGAACGGGCACCAGCAAGCAUCCGCCGAGUUUUGGCUGAACACCAGGAUGCUGUUAUUGGCGCCGCCUUCCUCACCGCAUUAACAACGUAAGUGUCAACAUUCGAUCGGGUCACUCGAAGCCGUUGAUACGACGUCGCUCGUCUAUUUUCCCAUUCUGUUGGUCGCAGCAGAUACCGUGAUACCGUAAGACGGCAGCCACAUAAAAUGUAAACGAAGCAACAACUAGUACAGGAUCACAUCAAAACGGACGAACGAAUAAACCUUAACAACGAAGAUAACGAGGGUGGCGGCGGCGGCAAACACGGCGACAAGUAGGAGCGCCGACCUAGAGGAAAAUAAGCCCAGGCCAAAAAGCAGGCCGGUUGUCACCGGCAGGAACAACAAUCUAUUGAUAAAUUAACAUAUGCCGUAUAUUCCCUUUAUCUCAUCCUUAUAAAACAUACGGACAGGAGUGCAACAGCAGCUACGGCUACGGCGAAAGUACAUUGACGACAACGGCUACUGCAGCCGCAGCGGCGGCAGCAGCAGCAGCAAAAGUGUAUAACUGUGUGUGCUUAUUGCUAAAAAAAGAGCGAUCAUUAUUAUUUCCUAUUAUCAUCUUCAUCAUAUGCUGAAGUAAUAAUUUGCAGCAUCUUCUAAACCGUAUACGCGUUUGUACGUCGAGUGUCUAUUCAGUGUAUCUAAGGUUCAACUGUGUGUGUAUGCGCCUAUGGGCAUAUCAGUAUACGAGGAGUGUGCAAGAGCAUUAAAGGGGAAUUGGUUUAACUAAUCCAUCGCGACCUGUACAGUGAGUUGUUAUUACAAUAGAGUGCGGUCGGGUGUGUAUGAGUGCGCCGAAGGUUUCGGCCUACCGUCGCGCCUGCGGGCGUCAUAAUGGUAGUGUACGGUGUAUAGGAGUUAACGAAACCGCCAUUUGUAUUUGGCUUGCACUCCCACUAUUGUUGGCGAUAGUGCGAACGACUUGACGUUGUAGCUCAUCGCGAAUUCGAACGAAUAGCAAAGACAGUCAAUGACAGGUGACGACGAAAGGUAACAUUAAUAACUGGAUAUUCCAAUCUCGGUUCAGUGUCAUCAAAUUUCACAUACUUUUACUACCGGGAUAUUCAGUGUAGUGGCAGCAUCACGUCCACCUUUAUGGAUAGUUUGUUUAUCAAACUUUCGGUGUCAGAUCUAGUGCAGAAGAACCUCAACUGCAUGUGAGCCUCUGCCUGCGUUUCUGAUAUCCGCGGCCCAAACCUGAGAUUGGAUUUUUGAGUGUGGUUGAGCUGGAGUUCGUAUAGGACUGACUCCAAGUGUCUCCCGGUAGGGUAGACAAAAGGAAGUCCUACAAAGGGAGGUCUCCGAUGUCGUCGGACUCUGAAUCCGAGACUGAACGUCAGGUGGCGGCGGAACGAAGUGAGAUCGUCGCCAAAUAUGAUAAGGGCUGGUUAAAGGAUUCCGAGCACAUACUGCCCUGGGAAGACCCCUCGUACGACGAGGCCGCGAAAAUUGACAGAUAUGGCUUCAUUCACGAGAAGGCCCUACCAGAGCGGUUUUCAGAGCUGGAAAAGAAGCAGCUGGCAAAGGAAGUAGAACGAGGCGAUAAGUGGCUCAAGAUGACCAAAUCAUGGUCCAAGUACAUGACGAACGCCAGUAAACAUGAGCUUCCAAAGAAGUAUGGGAAGUUGCGUAGCCGAGUGUACAAAGGCAUUCCAGAUCGGAUUCGAGGGGAUGCGUGGAAGCUAUUGUUGAACGUGGACGAACUAAGCGCCCAACAACCAACGAAGUACCAAGAGAUGAAGCAGCUGGCUCGAAAAGAGAGUCCCGACAUUCGCCAAAUUGAUCUUGACAUCAAUCGCACAUACCGCAAUCAUGAAAUGUUCCGACAGCGAUACUCGAUCAAGCAACAGGAGCUGUUCCACGUGCUGGCCGCGUACUCUAUGUACAACCAAGAAGUUGGAUACUGCCAAGGAAUGAGCCAAAUUGCAGCCCUAUUACUGAUGUACAUGGGGGAAGAGGAAGCAUUUUGGGCAAUUUCUCAGCUCAUGGCAGCCGACAAGUUUGCGAUGCACGGCUUUUUUAUCCAAGGGUUUCCCAAGCUGGCGCGCUUCACUGCGCACCAUGAUCGUAUACUCGCAAAGAAGCUGCCAAAGCUUAAAAAACACCUUGAUAAGCAUGACAUCGGUAGCAGUAUGUAUACGCUUAAAUGGUUCUUCCAGUGCUUUCUUGAUCGUGUCCCGUUUACGCUGACCCUGCGUUUGUGGGACGUCUAUCUUCUGGAGGGUGAAAUAGUUCUAACGGCCAUGUCGUAUACAUUGCUGAAGUUGCAUCGCCGGAAUUUACUGCGAAUGGGUAUGGAUCAACUGGUCCAUUUUUUGCAAUACCGCCUCGAGCAGGAUUUUGGUUAUAAUGAUGAUGCAGCGAUGGAGGCUCUUCAGCAAUGUAUGCAAGAACUUAAAACAGCCAAGCUCUCGCUGCCCUCGUGCACAGACGAAGACCGAGAGUUGGAACGACCCACGCGGCCGUUUGGAAUUGUAGACAAUAUAGGCGUAUUGGGAACUCCCCGAGGAGCAAAAAAGACCUCUCGAAUAAAAUCGACUUCUUCGCAUCGGAAGAGUAGCUCGGUGCGUGCACUCAACAUCAAUGAAGAUACGGAAAGCGUCCUCAACGGAAGUAUUGAAACCAUAUCAACAAAAUCAGAAGCUGGCGGACGUUUCACACCGAAAGAACUUCGCAAAUCUCCGAACCUUGUGGAAAGCGAGCACUCGGAUACGUCGUCGGUGGUGGAAAACCUCUCACUGCGAAUGACUUCUUCCCUUGCUCUCGAUACGUCAGUAACCGUUACGCAGGAUGAGUCCAGCACACGAACAUUGAACUUCGAAAGCACAUCAACAAUGGCAGCUCCGCCAAAGCCUCGAUCACCCUCUAUCUACGAUAAUGUGUCGUUAGCCGCUGACACCAGCAUGGAAACAACGACGGUGCAAUUAACGCCAUCCGCGGAUGUUCCAAAGGCCACUGCCGCCACAACGACAGCUUCAACGAUAGCUUCGUCGCCGCUAGAGGGUCGAAUAUCUGGAGGAGCGACAACGGGCACCCAGACGACUACCCCACCGUAUACUCCCACGGGGCGUUUUCCAGUCGAGGCGGUUCGCAUCUUUGUGCCCUAUCAGAGCAGAGAAUCAGGGUGUGAAAGGUCUGCCUCAACCGAGCACGUGCGUGAGCAGAGGCCCAGUCCAUCGCAUGUCGUGUUACCCUCCCCGUCGGCGCAACCGACUCAGGGUCACGGGCCGGCGGCGUCCCCGACAAAUUCGGUACAGGAUCCUAACAGGAUCACGAUUAAGGUACACGGCAUGACUACCGUCGAAACACUGUGAAAGCAGUCAGCCAGUCAUGCGUAAUCACCUGUUGCAGCACAACUAGGAGGCGAGAUCAAUGAAACUAAGAAUAAUCUAUCGCGUAUGGAAAAUUACAUGCAUAUGCACCGGCUAUACAACUGCCGAAGGGUUACUUCUUUAAUAUCUGCUCUUGGAAGAGUCACCCUCAAACCAAAUGGUAACAACAACACCAAUGACAUGUUUAUAGGUGGACAGACCAAAAUAGAAUAUUAAGUCCUCCAAGUUGCCUUUCAUGAGCUCUUUUCGCUUCCAAGCGCUUACCCUGGCAGUCGUGACUGGGUCAAUUAUGUGGACAGAAUAAACCUUGUAUACGUGUAUAUAAGGGCUAUGGCUGACCCCGUGCAUGGUUGUUGGCGCUGUCCGCCGAUUCGUGACUCAAGGUAAAUCAUUCAAUCAUCUUGAUUUCCCUACCCGUUCCUAAUACUCCGUUACAUUAUUCCGACAAAAAAAUCCGACCCAAAGUGUCAAAGGUUUAUUUUUGUAGACUUCUGAAUAUUGGAGGACAAGCAGGCAAAACGGACAAUGAAACAGUUCUGCACAGAUGCCCCAUGUAAUCGUACCUUUGUUAGGUUGACUGACUGUCCGGUCAUCUACACGCGCCUGAAAAAAAUAUGUGUACAUGUCGAAAACAGUCCUAUGAUGACCUCGAUGAAGAUAUGAUGAGCUAUAAAAAUAAGGAGUGAUCUUAUCGCUGUAUAUUACUAUAGGGUUCACAAUAACAAAUGUGAUGAGACGGCCAAUAAGAGAUAAAGGUGAUGACUUGACGAGACUCAGCUGUGAACUUCUAGUCAGAAAGUCUCGCCUAACAGCUAUAAUCAGUUUGAAGCAAUAAUAUUAUAAUUCCGUUUGAAAUAAUCUGCGUGUAAAUAUUCGUACAGGUACAUACGAAAGUGACAAGAAGAACAAAAAUUAGAAGUCAGAUGAAAACAGGAUAUACGAAAUCUGCUGAGAACGCUGAUAUCCCGGGUAGAUAGUGGUAAUAGAAUUAUACGGUAACUAGUAGCAUAAAUGGUGUCCGACGCGACGCAAGGAUGCCACCACGAUCCGUAGAUGACAUGCAGAUUGCGCACUAGGCCUUGCCGGAAAUGUUGCUACAGUGAACACGAUAUCUCAUCAGCAUUUUCAUAGAAACAUAUGUUUUCGCUGUGAAAUGAAAAACAUUCUGUUCCAAUGGCAAUGGAUUCCAUAAAGACUGAGAAUCCGAAUCGCGUAAUACACACACAGCACAUUCAUUGCUUUGUAAAUUCUAAUCAAAGGCAAUAUGGAAUUUCCGUUGUUCGUUAACGCCAUUUGAGUUCAAUAGGGACACGUGCGAUAUUCCCAAGUACGUACUUAUUGCAAAAGGAAAGUGUUGAAAGGAAAACACAGAGGAACUCUAUAUACGAACACGAUGAGUCGGUGCUAUCGUUGUUUCUAUGUUAGACUGUCCAACGGCUGGCGCAAUCCAUGCGAAUAGAUAAAAGAACCAUAUAAAUAUGGAACAACAGCUAUACUCAAUAAUGAUUCAUUCAUGUCAAUUCAGUACAGGCCAACGUCCCUUAGAUUACUUUCAUUCUGCAAUUAGUACCAUAACAUUAGUGCUUAUAGUAAUACUUGUAUGAUGUGAGAGGCUACCCAACGAAAACAUAAAAUAUGGACAAGUUCGGCUGCAAUCAGCCCUGGCCAUGGUUCCUUGACUAUACAAGGAAUUAUUGUAACACAUCAACUUCCCCGCAGCACAUAUAUGUCAAUUAGCAUCAAAUAAAGAGAUCCUAUUAAGGGCUGUAAUGUCAAAAGCGAAACGCUGUUAGUAGAGGGGGUCACAAGCGAAAGACGUCGACCGGUUAAGGCUAUGACAUGUUGGAGUUGGAGCAACGCUUUCUGUGCAACUUAUAUGGGUAGACAGUUCGAUAUCGCGCACUGAGCCGAAAGGAACAUGAAAAGUACAACUGAACGCUCUAAGUAAGUUCGGACUUGAGUGUGUACGAACGAAAAAACCACGUGUGUUGUGUGUAGACUGUAUACUGAUAGCGAAUUGUGCGAAGGAGACAAUUUUAUGGUAUAGAAACUGGUACCCGUUUCAGAACCCGGCUCAAACAGUAAACUUAAGCGUAAUAAAUAGAGAACAAAAAUAGGGACAACAGUAUAAGCGGGAGAGUGAGAGAAAUUAUUAAAAAUUACACUGAUAUGAUAACGAAAGUCAUUGAAGAUAAAAUCGAAUUGUAAAUAGUAUAUAAAGAGGCCAACAAGCUUAGCAACAAAAAUAAAAUUAUU